Molecule: messenger RNA, 2635 nt
Organism: Paramecium pentaurelia
Lineage: Eukaryota; Ciliophora; Oligohymenophorea; Peniculida; Parameciidae
Source: the annotation of a GenBank genome assembly
AUGUAAAUCAAUAUUGUUUAGUGGGAAUAAAGCAAUGCUUUAACUCUCGAGGAAUAAGCUCUUAUAGAUUAAAUGGAAAGUUAACAGCAAAAACCACCUCAAGAAAAAGAUAAACCCACUAAUUUUAAAUUUUAUAAGAAACACGAUAAGAAAAAUGAUGAUUUUUUUCGAUUAGAAAUGAUAUAAGGAUAAUAUUAAUAGAAAUUAUCAUCACUUUAAAGUAUAACAUAAAAUUUAGAGAUAAUUUGUGAUUAGUUGAAGAAAUUGAAUGAUGACAAAGAUAAGAUUGUAUAAAAAAUAAGUCAAUUUCAUUAAGAAGCCAAUAUUCAUAUUAAUAAAUAAAAAGAAUUAUUAGAAUACCAAUUUCAAAUUCAAGAAAACAUUCAAUAUUACUAUAAUAUUUAAAAAAUUUCUAGAGAUUUAGAGAGUGAUGAUAAAAAGGAAAUUAAUUAUUAAGUAUUAAUUAGUGAGAUUCAAGAAGGUAUAAUAUUCUUUUCUUCAAAACCUAAUUAUUAUCAAAGUGAUAAAUGUAUUAUAUAAUAUUAAUAAUUGAAGAAAAGAUUGUUAGGAACUUGCAAAAGCUCCUUAAUGAAACUUUUAAACAAAGAAUCAUAAUUUAUCAAUCAGAAAUUUUCCUAAUUGAAAGACUUAAUUUGUGUAUUUUACCCUCCAAGAUUUUUUGGUUAUUAUGAUUUAAAUACAGAUGAGAAUAAUAUCCUUUAACCUAACCCAUUAAAGCUAUAAUUUUUAUAGAUUAUUUUCCCAUAAUUAAUUCCAUAAUUAAAAUUAAAGGAUGUUUAAUUAAAAAAUAACUAUCAAUAUGAAGAAGAAUUUUAAAAAUUCAACAUAACAGAAUAAAUGAAAGAUCUUUUUCUUUAUAUUGAGUCUUAAAUAUAAGGAGAUUAGGAUCUAUAUUCAUUGUAUAAUGAUGUGUUUUUAUAAUAUAACUUUUACAAUAGAUUAAAUUUACACUAAUAAAUUAAUGAUUUAAUUAAUAAACAAUCCAAUAAUCUUAAUUAAACAGGUUAGAUUUUGUAUAAAAUUAAUCAAAGUCUAAUCUAACAAAAAUUAGUUAGUAAAUAGCACUUAUAGAAAUAGUAAGAAAUACUCGUAUUUGAAGCAUUAUGUGGUAUAAUUUUUGAAACUACAGUAAUUGAAGCAUUUUAUUCAAGAAUUUUUUUCAGAUUAAAUUUAAGAAUUGUUAAAGAAAAUGAUAAAUAACAUUUAUCAAGAAUUCUUGAUAAUUAUUAUUAGACAGUAAGAAUAUUUUUGUAGAAAAUAUAUAAUUUAGAUUAAUUAGUCAUGAUUAGUGAAUCAUUAUUAUAUUUAAAAAAUCAUACAUCAAAAGUCUUUUAGAAAAUAAAAGAAAACUCAUUAGAUGAAAAUGAUUAUUUAUUUCCAAUAUUUUAAAUAAUCUCAUAAGGAAAAGUAUUCAAUCCAUAUAUAUACUUAGGAUCAAUCAUAAAUUGUUGAAUGCUUUUAGAAUUAUUUAAAUAUCUUUACAAAUUUGUUUCUAGAGAAAAUUAAUUUAGAUAUCAUUCACAAAUCCAUACAAUCAUCUUAAGUAUAAAUUUAAUAGAAAAUAUACUCAUAUUCCCCUAAAGAUUAUAUUAGAUAAAAAUAAAAAUUAACUAUUCAUAAAUUUUUAAAAACUUAGCCAAUUCCAAAAGGUUAUGAAAUCUAAAGAAGUGAUCUUUACCCUGCAGUAAUAUUUGGAUUAGAUCUGAUAACAAAAAUGCAAAGAUCAGUAGAUUAAGUCAUAUUUAGAUAGUUGGCAGGAGAAACACUUAGAGAAAUCAAUUCUUAGUUGAAAUUAGUUGCAGAACAAUUUGAUGUAUACAUAUAUUGAAAUUAGGUAAAAUUUGAUAGUUACAUAUUUUAUUUAAAAAAUAUAAUCUAUUUAUGUGAUGGAUUGGCAUAAUUAGGAGGAGAUUAUAUAGUAAAGGAAAGUGAACUUGACUUUAGUGAAACAAAAUCAGUUUUGCUUUAAUUAAUAACAGGAUAAUUAAGACCAGAAAUAUAGUGGGUAGAAUUAACAUCCCCUGAAAAAUUAUGGACUUAUAUUACUAAUUUCUUUUAAUUUGUCUAUAAAGGGAUGCCUAAAAUCAACUAAUAUGAAGUUGAUUGGAAGAAUAAUCUUAUGAAUCAAAAAAAUCUAAUGCUCUUUUAAUUUGUUAAAGACAUGACUUUUAUAGUUGCGAAAACAUUAAUUUAAUAUAUUAGAAAUUAUUAAUAUUUACAACAUAAAUUAGUAGAAGGUAAAAACUAAUAUCUAAUUAAUAGAAAAGGAUGAAUAGAAAUUUGUUUAGGCCUAAAAAGAUUUCAAUUUAUUAAUAUCACAAAGUUCAAUUAAAAGAUCUUAUUCAUUAUUUUAUGAAAAUAUAAUUGAUUUCAUUUAGGAGAUUAAUCUUAAACUCAAUAACUAUUUAGAUAGAAGUACAUUUGAUUAAAUUUAAGUAAAAUUUUAUAUUUAUUUAAGAUUUACAUUACAGAAAUUAUAUAAAAUUCCUUAUCAUUACUAAGUUAAUUUUAUAUAAUUGUUUCUAAACAUUAUGGAGGAGAAGAAUACGAAUAUUUCUAAUUUAAUUCUGCAGAUGAGAUAUUCAAAUAAAUAAAAAUUGAAUAUUUUGAUUGA